Acanthoscelides obtectus is the source of this 344-nucleotide messenger RNA. The record is from the annotation of a GenBank genome assembly. NCBI's taxonomy places the organism in Eukaryota, Metazoa, Arthropoda, Insecta, Coleoptera, Chrysomelidae.
AAACAAAUCAGUAUUAAUAUUAUUAUGGUCCAGAUGUUUUCAUUCCCCAGCCUUUGUUGGCUCCUGCAUAAGUCAAAAAUUAGGAAAAAAUUGAACUGUGUUGAUAUGUUACUACAAUUCAGAUUUCUUUUUAUUAGAAGAAUAGUAUUAUUGUCCUUGCCCACAAAAUUUUUUGAUGAGCAGAUCAGCACAAAACCAUGCUAAAUAUGCAAAUUUUAAAGUCAAAGUGGAUUCACAGAAGAGACCGUGGCCCAUCUGAAACUCCCCUGUGGGAACCCAUGUUAUUGUUCAAUAGCAUAUGGCUUUGAUUUUGAAAUUAUAGUAAGCUUUGCAUAUCAACCCUG